Molecule: messenger RNA, 3274 nt
Organism: Notolabrus celidotus (New Zealand spotty)
Lineage: Eukaryota; Metazoa; Chordata; Actinopteri; Labriformes; Labridae
Product: serine/arginine repetitive matrix protein 1-like
Exons: 5
Coding region: 391-2355 (654 amino acids)
Source: RefSeq, a predicted model, not a curated record
AAGACGGAGCGAGAGAGAGAGAAAGAGAGGCCCUCCAAGGCAUCUCCGAGGCCGGCCCAAUGAGGGGGUGAGGGGCUCAGGAGCACCACAACGGAGAGGAUGGUGGGAGGAGAAGAAGAAACUGAGGGAUAAGAGAAAGGGUGAUUAAAUCAGAAUCAGGCUUCAGCGAGAAAGGGGGAGUGGAUCGGUGGGUGGGUUCUGAAUUGAGGAUGGGAAAGAGCAAAUAAAAGUUUUGAAGAAGGCAAAAGAAGACUGAAGAUAGACGGGUAGUGUCAGGAAAAGGCAGGAGGAGAUUCAUGGAAAAAGACGGGGAAGCUUUGUGUCCCAGGAGUCCUCCUGUUCCUCUUCUUCUUCUUCUGUCUGUGAGGCUGCUGGACAUCAUCCAUCACCAUGUUCUCUGACAGCAGGGCUACAGCGCCGGGGGAGCAGAAAGGCUUCAAACCACACGCCCCUCACUUCAUCCCCUGGCUGCGAAAUAGUUUGAAACCCCACCACAGCGGAGACCUGGGGCUCAAUGGACAGUUCAAAUCUAGCUCGGAGGCCCGCAACAACCUGGCCCCGCUGGAGAAAGCCAAAGGCAUCGGGUUCUUCUCCAUCCAAGGGAAGGAUCGAGCCAAGAAGGGGGAGCUUCGGUGUAAUGGCGUGGGGAUGGCGAGGAUGCUGCCAGUAGUGUUGAGAGGGCACAACAUCCUGCAGGGGGGUCUGGGGAAGCAGAGGGAGGAGAGUCCUGCCAGGUGGAACCAGCCAUCAGAGCUGCAACCACAUCCAAGCCCCCAGAUCAGUUCAGAGGAUGCACCACAGGGUCUAAGCAAAAGCUCAACGAGAAACCAGAGCAGGAACCCGAGCCUGCCUCAGUCCCAGAAUGACAGGACAAGCACACAAGUUAGGAAAUAUGGACCAUUGGUGGGACCUCCCCCAGCUCCUGCCACUGAAGAGACAAACUGUAAGGUACCUCUGGUAGUGGGCCUGGAGGACAAGAGCAGGAAGGUGUGGGACUACAACAGCAGCACCACCUACCGCCACCGAGACCUGCAUUCCUCCAGCUGGGUGAGCUCGGACAGUCGGGGGCUCAUAGAGAGGCAGCAUGGCUUCACCACCAGCUUCAGCUACAUCAAACAGCAGAACAGGACCUCACAGAGCCAGAGAGACCUGAGGGAACCACCUGUGGAGGGUUUCAAUGGGCCACUCAAUGGAGUCAUCUUCUCCACUGAGGUACCUCAGAGAGGCCUGGGUUGCACCACCACGCUACGAGGACCCAGGAAACCCAGACCAGGCUUGGAGCCUAUCUCUAUUCUGGGACAGAAUCAAACGUGGGUCCAGUACAGGCCAAAAAACGAAGGGGAGCCGCAGAGGAAAGAGGCAGGCUGCAGCAGGAAAGUGGUUCGAAACCAGAUUAAAAGGGUUGUGAACAAUCUGGAGCAGGUCCUGACAGCUCUGAGAGACGUUCAGCAGGAAAUGAGAGAGGUGGUGCAUCAGAUCGACUAUCUCACCUCAUCCAUUGAUCUGAAUGAAGAGGAGCAGCUGAACACUGAAGGAGGUGAAAGCGCCAAGCCUUACAGUGACAGCAGCUCCGGCUCGGGUUCCAGCUCAGGUGAAGUAAUGUUGGGAAGCACGAUUCAGAGGCCCCCACAGCAAGAAUACCAGUCAGGAAUGUCAGACUCAUUUGGCAAACUCAGGAGAGGUCAUCAUCACAGCAGGAGCCAAUCUCCACCAAACAUGCUACUAGGCCCGAGUCGAACUCUUCGCUUCACCUGCAGUUUGGGGUCAUCUCCCAGACGAGGUGGGCACAGUCUCGUUUCAUCUAACCCCCCUCAACUUCAGAAUCACCCCUCAAAUGACUUGAAUGUGUCUCCCCAAAGAACCCUUCCGAUUCGGCCUCCCACUCCUGGCCUCUCCCCUCUGACUGUAAACCUCCAUCACUCAAGCAGCCCAGUGUCUCAGCCUCACUCCCCUGUGCCUCUCUCCUCCAUCAGGGUAUCCCCUCCCUCUCCUGUGUCUCCAAAGCCUCACCCACCUCCCAUCAACAACCCUUCUGUUGUCAUAGAGAAUAAAGCAGGGGCUCAAGAGACACCACAAAGUGACCACCCAUCUGCCCAAGCUCCAUCUGCCAGCUGCCCACCCACCAACUCAGAAACUCAAACACACUCCAACACCAACAGAGAGAGGCGAGCAUCCUCAGCAGGCCCCGUUCAAAGACCCUCAGAGGCUAAACCACUGACAGCACAAGGCCGCAGAGGUCGCAAGCCUCCUCCGUACCCCCACCACAGACUCUCUGAUCCCACAGAAAAAGUGAAGGAGCCCCGGCAAGCUCCCCCUUACCCUGAGAAAAGAAGGCUGCUCUCGACCACAGUGUGAGACGAUGCAGCAGCGGGAGCGGGAGGCUGAUCGGAUAGAGCCAUAUUCACAGCAACCAGCCACGAGACAGCAAGAGUGGAGAUUGAUUUAAGGUUCGCCAAGUUGAGCUCAGACCAAGUUUCCAAGGUGACAAGUCGCAACUUGGGCAAGGCUGUGGGAGGUUCAAUCAGAUCAUGACUGACAUGACAAGACAAAGAAAUCGAGUUAACUCCAGCAUGGUGACUACGUGUCUUUAUUGAAACAUCCAUCACAUUUCAUCAGGAAUCAGGACAGCUAACCAGUAGAAAAAAAAGAAAACGUCUAGAAAAUAAGUAACAUCUUGUGUUUUUUCUCUUCUGGGUCAGCAUCCGGACGUGGUUAUUUCCUGUUUGUGACCCCAGAGGGACCCUCAGCGGUGACAAAAGGGACAAACAAUCUGAGCAUUUCCUCAACUCUAGCGACAGAACAUCUCUAGACAGAUGAGAGGAUCCAAACCCCCGACCAAACAUGGCACAAAUCUCAGGCACGGAGCCCGGGCAGGAGGAGGAAACAUGUGCUUGCACUAAUGACAGUGUCAGGACUGUCCUUGCUGGGGGAAGGAGGCGUGUCAAGCUGGAAUGGAGCUCAAACCAUCAAUCGAGGAUAAAAGAUCUAAAAAUGUUCAGGAACAUGUGGAGCACAUGACGGGUUUCCAUGGAGACAUAGGUGUCAGUGGAAAGCGCAGCAAAGUAAAAGCUGGUCCAAAGUGCAACUGUCUGUUUCAUUCAGUCAUAAUAAGAGUGCAUGACCAGGUAUACUCUGCACUGAUGAUGUCAGGUGUAUUGAUUUAUGCAUAACAACACCUUUAUUUAUUUUUCUAAAGUUAUAUUUUGGGGUCUUUUUGCCUUUAUGAUAUGACAGCUGAAGAGAGACAGAAAAUGUGGGGAGCAGAGAGGGGGGA